UUGGAGACUAGGCGAGACCUGAGCAAUACUGUAUCCAAGCUGUUUGUUCCUUCUCAGAAGAUGGCUUCCGAUGGCUCCUCUGGCUGCUGUUCUUCUGAGUCCUGUGCAGGGGCAUCAGGCUGUGCAACUGCCUCAUUCUGCCCUUCUAACACAACUUGCCUCCCCAGCGCUUGUGCCGCAGCAUCCAGAUGUCACACCCCGAGCUUCCUCUGCAGGGCUCACCUCCCAGCCGGUUGCCUCUCACCUUGCUACUUGGCUGGCGGUUGUAACAGUCCUUGCCUGGUGGGGAGCUGUGCAUGGUGUGAGGAAGGGACGUUCAACAGUAAUGAGAAAGAGACCAUGCAGUUCCUGAAUGACAGACUGGCCAGCUAUCUGGAGAGGGUGAGAAGCCUGGAAGAGAACAACGCAGAGCUGGAAUGCAGGAUCCGAGAGCAAUGCGAGCCCGAUGCCUCAAUGGUUUGUCCCGAUUAUCAGCGGUACUUCGACACCAUUGAAGAGCUCCAACAAAAGAUAUUGUGCACAAAGGCAGAGAAUUCUAGACUUGCCGUACAGGUGGACAACUGCAAACUGGCUGCUGAUGAUUUUAGGUCAAAGUAUGAGAGCGAACUGUCCCUGCGCCAGCUGGUGGAGAAUGACAUCAGUGGCCUUCGUGGGAUCCUAGGUGAACUGACCCUGUGCAAGUCCGAUCUGGAGGCCCAUGUGGAGUCUCUGAAAGAUGAUCUGCUUUGCCUUAAGAAAGGCCAUGAAGAGGAGGUCAACCUGCUUCGUGAGCAGCUUGGAGAUCGGCUCAGUGUGGAGCUGGACACUGCGCCCACUGUGGAUCUCAACAAGGUCCUGGAUGAGAUGCGAUGUCAAUAUGAGAGGGUCCUGGCAAACAACCGUAGGGAUGCGGAGGAGUGGUUCGCUGCUCAGACAGAAGAGCUGAACCAGCAGCAGAUGUCCAGUGCAGAGCAGCUGCAGGGCUGCCAGACUGAGAUGCUGGAGUUGAAGCGCACGGCCAACACUCUGGAAAUUGAGCUCCAGGCACAGCAAACCCUGACGGAGUCUCUGGAGUGUACUGUGGCGGAAACUGAGGCCCAGUACAGCACACAACUGGCCCAAAUGCAGUGCCUAAUUGACAGUGUGGAGCACCAGCUUGCUGAGAUCCGCUGUGACCUGGAGCGUCAGAACCAGGAGUACCAGGUGCUGCUGGACACCAAGGCCAGGCUGGAGUGUGAGAUCAACACAUACAGGGGCCUGCUGGAGAAAGAGGACAGCAGACUCGCCUGCAAUCCAGGCUCCACAGCGUCCAUGUCAAACAGCGUGUGUGAGCCGUGUUCAGCCUAUGUGAUUUGCACAGUUGAAAACUGCUGUGCAUGACAAUUAAAUCUCCAGCAUGAUGGAUGGAAAUCAAAACUACUCAAGAAAGAAGUGGAGACCUGACCCGGGCUACACUCAACCUGGAAAUGCAGAUCUGUCCCAGAGUCUUGGGACUUCUACCAGGCUCCACCCAGUGCAGAAACAGAACUAUUGGGAUUUCAGAUCCUGAAAAUAUGCACUUAGCAUCCUAGGUCUAUUGAUUGUGGCUUCUGCCUUAAGCUUGCUUUUUGGUAUUCUGGAAGCCCAUAUUCUUGCUAAUCUCCAAGCACAACUUGUCUUGCUUCCUUAGGGUGGUAAAUACAGUUUAGUGGCCAAUGGCCUUGGCUAUAAUGACCAUUUAACAGAAGAGACAUUGUCUAAACCCAUGGCUGUAGUUUGGAUUUGCCUAAACCCAGUCUGAAAAUGUCUUUACUUCUCAAACAGAUUAAACAAUCCAUGAGAAAUGUUGCAUAUCUAAAAAGAUGAAUGUAUGUAUCUUUCACUGAAAUAAAAUAACAUGUAUUUUUAAUUCUAAAUGAACAAGGUUGCCCUAUUUUUAACUUUUGCAUAUUAAAGGAAAAUAUGCAGUGCCAGCCCACAAAUGGCCAAUAUUUAGGGGGACCUUCUCCUUUCCAUUCUUAUAAUUAGUUUUCUACAUAGAGAUAAAUUAUACUUAACAAUGUAUACAGUUUCAUAUUUUUUCACUUAUGUUACCUAAGUACUUUAAUCCCAACUUAAAAGAAAACAUUUUCUGUGUUCGUCAU
Mastomys coucha (southern multimammate mouse) is the source of this 2102-nucleotide messenger RNA. RefSeq names its product keratin 40 (gene Krt40). Lineage: Eukaryota; Metazoa; Chordata; Mammalia; Rodentia; Muridae. The coding region runs from base 61 to 1359 and encodes 432 amino acids. The transcript is spliced from 7 exons. The record is from RefSeq and is a predicted model, not a curated record. Gene Ontology annotation, molecular function: structural molecule activity.